AUGAGCCUGGAUCACCAGCGUAUCCUCAAGUGUAGAGACUCUUCCCCAAAGUUUGGUGUCAUCAACGAGCUUGGCCAAUCUGUUUUGACACCAGUGUUUAGAUUGUUUAUGAAGACAUUAAAAAAAAAAUGUGAUGAACCAUUAGUCUCGGCAUUGUCCCACUCCUCCUUCAGCAGCUCAUCAUCUGUGGCCAGUAGCUAUUCACCAGGGUAUGCAAAGCUAAACAAAAGAGGAGGGGCUGGAGGUUGGUCUCCAUCAGACAGCGAUCAUUAUCAGUGGCUGCAGGUGGACUUUGGGAACAGGAAACAGAUCAGUGCUAUUGCAACUCAAGGCAGAUACAGCAGCUCUGAUUGGGUGACUCAAUACCGGAUGCUCUAUAGUGAUACAGGGAGAAACUGGAAACCGUAUCACCAGGAUGGGAAUAUUUGGGCAUUUCCUGGAAAUACAAAUUCUGAUAGUGUGGUCCGGCAUGAUUUGCAACAUCCAGUUAUUGCCCGCUACGCACGCAUAGUUCCUCUGGACUGGAAUGGAGAGGGCCAAAUUGGUCUCAGAAUUGAAGUCUACGGCUGCUCAUAUUGGGCCGAUGUUAUCAAUUUUGAUGGCCAUGCUGUGUUGCCGUACAGAUUCAGGAACAAGAAAAUGAAAACACUGAAAGAUGUCAUCUCUCUGAAAUUCAAAACCUCUGAGAGUGAAGGUGUAAUCUUCCAUGGAGAAGGGCAACAAGGAGACUAUAUUACCCUGGAACUCAAAAAAGCAAAGCUCGUCCUUAACCUAAAUUUAGGUAGCAACCAGUAUGGCUCAAUUUAUGGCCACACCUCUGUGAUGACAGGCAGCCUCUUGGAUGACCACCACUGGCACUCCAUUGUCAUAGAACGUCAUGGGAGGAACAUCAAUCUCACACUGGACAGACACAUCCAGCAUUUCAGAACCAAUGGGGAAUUUGAUUACCUGGACUUGGACUAUGAGAUAACCUUUGGUGGCAUGCCUUUUUCUGGGAAACCCAGUUCAAACAGCAGAAAAAAUUUCAAAGGCUGUAUGGAAAGCAUCAACUACAAUGGUAAUAAUAUUACUGAUCUUGCAAAGAGGAAGAAAUUGGAACCAUCUAAUGUGGGAAAUUUAAGUUUUUCCUGUGUGGAACCACAUACGGUGCCUGUCUUUUUCAAUGCUACUAGUUACCUGGAGGUUCCUGGUCGCCCAAGUCAGGAUCUGUUUUCAGUCAGUUUCCAGUUCAGAACCUGGAACCCAAACGGACUUCUUCUCUUCAGCAACUUUGCUGACAGACUGGGUAAUGUCGAGAUUGACUUGACUGAAGGCAAAGUCAGUGUUCACGUCAAUGUCACCCAAGUCAAGAAGAACAGAAUAGACAUCUCAUCAGGCUCUGGACUCAAUGAUGGGCAGUGGCAUGAAGUCCGGUUCUUAGCUAAAGAAAAUUUUGCUGUGCUCACCAUUGAUGGAGAAGAAGCCUCUGCAGUUAGAACCAACAGUCCUCUGCAAGUUAAAACUGGGGAGAAAUAUUUCUUUGGAGGAUUCCCAUCACUGGUGAAUGACUCAGAUCGCUCCCAGCUAUCUUUCCAAGGAUGCAUGCAGUUCAUUCAUGUGGAUGACCAACCUGUAGACUUGCAUGCAGUGGAGCAAGGCAAGCUAGGAAGCUUUGCAAAUGUAAUCAUCGAUAUGUGUGCCAUUAUUGACAGGUGUGUGCCAAAUCACUGUGAACAUGGUGGUAAAUGCACCCAAACCUGGGACGGCUUCAAGUGUACGUGUGAUGGAACUGGAUACAGUGGUGCCACUUGUCAUAAUUCUCUUUAUGAACUCUCCUGUGAAGCAUACAAACACUUGGGCAAACUCUCAAAUCAGUACUGGAUAGAUCCAGAUGGCAGUGGGGCACUGGGACCUUUGAAAGUUUACUGCAACAUGACAGAGGACAAAGUGUGGACAACUGUGAACCAUGAUUUGCAAAUGCAGACUCCUGUGAUAGGCAACAGCCCAGAGAAGUACUCCGUACUGCAACUUAAUUACAGUGCCACCAUGGAUCAGAUCUCUGCCAUCACCAAUAGUGCUGAGUACUGUGAGCAGUACAUUUCUUACUCCUGCAAGAUGUCAAGGCUCCUGAACACCCCAGAUGGGAGUCCAUAUACCUGGUGGGUUGGAAAAGCCAAUGAGAAGCACUACUACUGGGGUGGCUCUGGACCUGGAAUUCAAAAAUGUGCCUGUGGCAUUGAACGCAAUUGUACUGAUGCCAAGUACUACUGCAACUGUGAUGCUGACUCUAAACAAUGGAGAAAAGACACUGGGCUCUUAUCUUACAAAGAACAUCUACCCUUGAGUCAAGUAGUGGUUGGAGAUAUUGACCGACCUGGAUCUGAAGCUAAAAUAACUGUGGGUCCUGUGCGCUGUCAAGGAGACCGAAAUUAUUGGAAUGCUGCAUCUUUCAUUACUCCAUCAUCCUAUCUUCACUUCUCCACAUUCCAAGGGGAAACCAGUGCAGACAUCUCCUUCUACUUCAAAACUUCAGCCCCUGAUGGAGUGUUUCUUGAAAAUCUGGGGAACACAGACUUCAUCAAACUUGAGCUAAAAUCUACUACUGAAGUGUCCUUUUCCUUUGAUGUUGGAAAUGGCCCAGUGGAAAUUGUGGUCAGAUCUCCCAACCCACUCAAUGAUGACCAAUGGCACCGAGUCAAUGCUGAGAGGAAUGUCAAACAAGCCAGUCUGCAAGUAGAUCAGCUGCCUCAGGAGAUCCGGAAGGCACCCACAGAAGGCCAUACACGAUUGGAACUAUACAGCCAGUUAUAUGUUGGUGCUGCAGGAGGCCAAAGAGGAUUUCUGGGAUGUAUUCGCUCCUUAAGAAUGAAUGGGGUGACUCUGGACUUGGAAGAGAGAGCAAAAGUUACUCCUGGGGUGAAACCUGGCUGCUCAGGUCAUUGCACCAGCUACGGAAUGUACUGUGAGAAUGGAGGUAAAUGCGUUGAGAAGUACAACGGCUACUCAUGCGACUGCUCCAGUACUGCAUAUGACGGACCAUUUUGCAUAAAAGAUGUUGGAGCAUUUUUUGAAGAGGGGAUGUGGCUCAGGUACAGUUUUCCAUCCCCAGGGACCACUGCAAAAGACUUAGCCAGUCGAACUCUAUUGAGCUCUACAGACACUGAGGCUACUGUGCCAGACAUCAGUUUGAAUGCAGAGGAGCUAAGUUUCAGCUUCAGUACCACAAAAUCCCCCUGUGUCCUCCUGUACAUCAGUUCUUACAGCCUGGACUACAUGGCAGUGCUUGUCAAGCCAUCUGGUAACCUACAGAUUCGAUACAACCUGGGAGGUACAAGAGAGCCAUAUAAUAUUGAUGUAGACCACAGAAGCAUGGCAAAUGGACAGCCACACAGUGUUAACAUCACACGGAAUGAAAGGGACAUAGUCCUGCAGCUUGAUCACUAUCCUCCAGCACGUUACAACUUGCCGACAGCAUCUGACGUUCAGUUCAACUCCCUGAAGGCACUCUUCCUUGGAAAAGUUAUAGAAACUGGGAAGAUUGACCAAGAUAUAUAUAAAUACAAUACACCUGGAUUCACUGGCUGCCUGUCCAGAGUGCAGUUCAACCAGAUUGCCCCCCUCAAAGCAGCCUUGAGACCUACCAACACCUCCUCCCACGUCCACAUUCAAGGGGAGCUAGUGGAAUCCAACUGCGGAGCAUCUCCAUUGACAAUCCCACCAAUGUCGGCUGCUACGGACCCUUGGCAUUUAGAUUCAGCCAGUGCUGAUUUCCCAUACAAUGGCCAAGCUAUAGGAGAUGGAGUUAACAGGAACUCGGCCAUUAUAGGAGGUGUCAUCGCUGUUGUGAUCUUUACCAUCCUUUGCACACUUGUGUUCCUGAUACGCUACAUGUUCCGUCACAAGGGGACCUACCACACUAACGAGGCCAAAGGGGCGGAGUCUGCCGAGAGUGCCGAUGCAGCCAUCAUGAACAAUGACCCCAACUUUACGGAGACUAUUGAUGAAAGCAAAAAGGAAUGGCUUAUCUAAAAGUGUGUGUAUGGGGACGAGGGGGGUUGGCAUUAUGGCUGGGGUGGGAUUGGGGAUGACUCUUUCAGUGAGAAGAAAACACUCUACUUUGGACUCUUGAGCACAUCUACAGUAAAAAGAUCAGCACAACUGGAGAAGCAAGUGACAGACAAAACCGUUGAGAUUGGGGGGGGAAGAAUAACACACUAGCAUUUAAGAAAAAUACCUUUUAAUAUUCAUUUACAAUGAAUUGCCCCUUCUGUAUCCAAACAACAACAACAAAGAGCAGCUUUUAGAGCCUCAGCAUUGGUUAAAAUGUGUCAAUAAUACCUGUCUUUCUGUGUGUGUUUUAGAGGUGUUCUAAAUUCCCAUAAUGAUAACAGGGCCAAUUUUUUACAUUUUUUAAAAGCCCUUUAGAAUGUGGAUAUUUUUGUCUUGAGAACGGCAGACAAGUCCAAUUUUCUGUGUUCUUUUCUUUCACACAUGGUCAAUUCUAGACAGGUUGCCAUAAUCCCCAGGUCUUGUUCAUAAAAUGUUACAUUUGGUGUUGUUUGAAUUGGGGGGUCAAAGUGUUGGGGGGGGCAGGGAAAAGAGGAUUGACGCUUAUUAAUAUCUGUCAAUUUUCAAAAUGCCACCAACCUGUGCCAACACUGUAAGAGUUCAUCUUUGACACAGGCACCUAAAAAUGUUGAUUGUGUACAGUACUUAUCAGCAAUGUAAAAAUACUAUUAUUAUUCUUUCUAGCAGAGACGCUUAUCACAAAGCACAGGAAGCUUAUUUUGUUUUGUUGUUCAAAUCUGAAGGAGGAUGAUACUGUUCGAGUGUGUAGACCUAGUCUGUUUUCUGUAUCUUUGGCUAUGACACUGCUGACCUGAGGUCACAUGCCAACUUAAAUUCAGCUCUACCUGUGAUUAUAUUGGCGUAUACUGUACUUAGGCAUAAGCAUUGUAGUAGGGAAUUAGAGCCAAACUUUACUGUUUGUUUGCUUCUGUUUCUUUUUUUAAUAGGCUGUCGCAGAAAUUAGUACAGUUCUAGUGAAUGCAUUUGAUCCAACAGACUUCACGUAAUACUUUUUUCUGUCCUUGGCAUACCAAUUUGGUUUGUUCUUUAAAUCUCUGGUUUAAAUCCCUUUGUGAAGAAGGCCUCUGUAGCAGCAUUCUCACAGGCAGUAAAGUAAAGCAACAAGAGGCUUGGACAACUCUGCUCAGAGUGCAACAGCCACACAAUGUUACUAUUUAAUAUAUACAGAUUGGCCUGACUAAUUUCGUUCUUUGUAAGGUAAUUUUAAAGAUGGCAAAGGCAAUAUCUAGCACUUCAGGGAACACAGUCUCUCAAACCAGCUGAAUUUCAGCUUGUCGCUGUGAAGGAGGCAGUCAGUUUGCAGUAAUGGUUAGCAGUAGCCUGAAUAGCUAAUAUCAUCUUUGAUGGCAAUAAAAUGGCUUUGGCUUCCCCACUGCAGAGGAACAGGGUUCUCCAGUGAUCUGGUUUGAACGAGACGUAGGGCCUUAUGGGUAGUUGUGCAGUGGAACAGAAUGUAGAUAUGAAUGUAUUGCAGGGCAUUUACUGUGCAUUUAAACAGAACCAAUACCAAGAGUUUCUUGUGGAAAGGAUUUAUGCCUGUGGCAUUUUUGGAUUCACAUAACCUUAUAUAUUUACAGUUUUGGCAUGCACAGCUUUAACCCACUCCUACAGUACCUGCUUGCAAGGAAGACUUAUUUGAAAUUCAAAUGAACUGUAAUCUCAUGAACUGAGCAGUGCUGUUCUUUUAAUUUCUCUCUUCCUUUUUGCUUUGUAUGUUCAAUUAUGCUAGUUGAUGCUGUAAAGUGAAAGGAGAUUUAAAAAAAAAAGUUAGAGAAGAAAUAUUAGAGCAUUUCAACUUUUCUUUGUAUUUCUAAGUCUCAUUGUUUCUUCCUCGUUUAUAAACGCAGUUUGCCAGACAAGACGACAAAGUUGGAGAGUCUGGUUUAACAAGUUAAACCUAAAGUCCUUUGCAUCACAAACUGGGCUUGCCGAAUCACUAGCGAACGUAAUAUCAAACCCACUGAUUUCUUCGGGGUAUGGAUUUGGACUCAGCAUGUAAACAUGGCCAGUUUUUAAAAAAAUCAGUGACUUUUUUCUCAGGUAACUUUACAGAGGUGAGGUUCCAGUUGGAUGGGAAACUAACUUUGCUCCUCUUGUGCUUAGCACUGCUCUGCUUCUAGGAUUAUCAUCUAUCUCUCACUCUCAGCUGAGUGGAAGAGUCUUUAAUCCUGUUUGAGACUAGGGGAUAAAAGAAGAACCGCUUCUCUUGGAAAGCCUCAAAACAA
Gavialis gangeticus (Gharial) is the source of this 6293-nucleotide messenger RNA. It is a transcript of the gene CNTNAP2, whose product is annotated as contactin associated protein-like 2. NCBI's taxonomy places the organism in Eukaryota, Metazoa, Chordata, Crocodylia, Gavialidae. The record is from RefSeq and is a predicted model, not a curated record. The transcript is spliced from 24 exons. Bases 1 to 4008 code for a protein of 1335 amino acids.